Ilex paraguariensis (yerba mate) is the source of this 190-nucleotide messenger RNA. NCBI's taxonomy places the organism in Eukaryota, Viridiplantae, Streptophyta, Magnoliopsida, Aquifoliales, Aquifoliaceae. The record is from the annotation of a GenBank genome assembly.
AGCUCUCAACGACUCUCUUCUCCUCUUUCUCUCAAUGACGAAGAAGAAGCUUCCACAGAUUGACAAAGAAGAAGUCUCCACUCACAGAUCGACGAAGAACCAUCCUCCAAUCACAAAUCAACGAAGAAGAGGAAAGCUCACUUCUAGUCACAGAUCCUCUGCCUCUGCCUCCGCCUCCGCCUCCAUCAAU